Exophiala bonariae is the source of this 1647-nucleotide messenger RNA. RefSeq lists its product as uncharacterized. The transcript has 2 exons. The record is from RefSeq and is a predicted model, not a curated record. Bases 1 to 1647 code for a protein of 548 amino acids. NCBI's taxonomy places the organism in Eukaryota, Fungi, Ascomycota, Eurotiomycetes, Chaetothyriales, Herpotrichiellaceae.
AUGGGAGCAUCACAUUCCAAUGUCCAGACACUUCCCAAUGAGCCAUCAUUUUCAUUCUCCGCAUUUGAAGAUACUUUCCCCUCCCUCUUCGAAUCUGUUGAUGGUGGACCGCAUCAAUUUUAUUGGAACCCUAGCGAUAGCGACCUAUUGAGUGCUUUCUGGGACCCCCCUACCUCGGAAGCGGAACACUGGUUUUACGAUAUUGAUCACUCUGAUUUUGAUUCUGUCAAUCAGACAGGACUUUCGUCGGAUGAGCUCCGAAUCGAGAGCUCUGUUGGCUGGAUUCAAGAUCAUUUUCGCCGGCGAUCGCACAGUUCCAGCCCUUUGACAAACGAGGCGAAAAAACUGUGGUACUCUGCUCCUCCACGGCUACAACUUUACGAUAAAGAAGUGUUGAAUGUACUUCUCAAUAUUGCACGCCGACACGUGGCUACUACGUUCAAACUCUUCGCAGACUUCGAAGCGAAGACUAACACAAGUCAUGAGUUGUGUCUAGCUAUGGCCGCCAUUGGCGCAUUAUUCUUGGGAGUAGACUGCGGCAUUACGGUCGCGAAAACGCUAUACAACGACGCCAGAAGAAUUCAUUUCGAGAAUUUUCAUUCCAAUGGCGUGAAAUCAUCUUUUCAAGCAGCCUCAAGUUCUGUUAAAACAUUCAUUCUACUCACCAUCUAUGGUAUCAGCAGUGGUGACAAAAGGAGCUACGAGUUCGUCGAGGCCUUUCAUGUCAGUAUGAUACAAGCUAUGAGAUACUGCUGUCAGUUUGUACCAACGGAGCUGACGCUGGCGGAGACUGAAGAGCUUUCACUCAUUUCAGAAGCCAUGGAAAUCAUUCAAUGCUACAAUGUACUCCUGCUGCAGCGGCCACCACAAUUAUCGCCAAUACACCUUCUAGAAUCAAUGAUGACGACCUCCACAGUUGGUCUGGGCCCGCUGUUUGAUUGUUCUCACGAGGCUGAAAGGGUCACUGGCAGUAUUCGCGAGGUCGCGAAUCUUGGUGCAUAUACCUGGGCAUCAAAUCUGAGAGGCCAAGAACAAACACGACAGUGGCAGUUGUGGCGCCCAGAGCUGAUAGAACUUGGUCUAGAACGAUGGCUAAAGGCGAAAAGACUAUGUCCGACUACCACGGACCUAUCUUCAAUGACUCUUUAUCACAUGAGUUAUCUGCAGCUCAAUGUCAACCUGGGGCUCCUUCAGCUGUUUGCAUGCGGGUUUGCCACAGACCCAAAGGUGACCAAGGAGGGAAAUUUCCAUGAGGGGCUGAAAACCUGUACGAGUGGUCGCUCCUUCGAAGCAGCCCUCUGGCAUGCGAAAACCAUGAUACAAGAGAUUAAGGGCGAGCUUGAGGUCGUUGAACCAGACCGGUCGAACCUUGGUAUCAGCAAGCGACGGAUUCUUGAACCUCCUCAUCUGGCCUAUUGCAUAUAUUUCAGUAUCCUCGUUGUGUGGUGCGGCGAAUGUGUAUCCACAGGCUUGCUUUCACUUGCUCGAGAUUCCUGCAUCAAAGAUGGCAUACAGAUCUUGGACAUGCUCAAAAUACGUGUAGCUAAGGUGCUCAGGCGUGCUCUAUGCGAGCUUCUGCAAGACGCGCUCAACUGUUUGCCACCAGCGAGCAUAUCAGAGGAAGGCAGGGUGAAAACUGCCAGAUAA